ACAAGAGCCAAGGAGCAAACGAGCUUCUUAGUCACCUUGCUCUUCUCCCCGUUUUGGCAGCAGCCCCUCAGGGCAAGGGGAAGCUGAUAUCAUAAUUAUUGGCUCACCCAGCAGCUGCCUCCCCUCACCUGAUGUCAGCACAGACCCAGGACGGCCACGCUGACGGACUGACAGGCGGACGGAGCUCCUGGCCCCCCAGACCCGGGCCCCCACGCUGACCUGCUUCACUGAGCAGCCGGCUUUCUUCGAGGCCAGGACUGGGUGAUGGUGUCGCUACUCCCGCCGCAGUCUGACGCCACACUGCCCGGCCCCGCCAGACUGGAGGGCGAGCCCCAGGGGGACCUCAUGCAGGCACCGGGCCUCCCAGGCUCCCCUGCCUCACAGAACAAGCUUGCCGGCUUCAGCUGCUCAUCAUUUGUGCCCGACGGCCCCCCAGAGAGGGCACCCUCACUGCCCCCACAGAGCCCCAGCGUCGCAUCACCAGGCCCCGAGCAAGUCCACUGCCCAGCUGGCCCAGGCCCGGGCCCCUUCCGGCUCUCACCCUCAGACAAGUACCCCAGCUUCGGCUUUGAGGAGGGCCCAGCAAGCAGCCCUGGGCGCUUCCUCAAGGGCAGCCAUGGGCCUUACCACCCAUACAAGCGGCAUUUCCAUGAGGACGUCUUCCCCGAGGCCCAGACCGCCCUGGCCCUUGAUGGACACUCCUUUAAGACCCCGGGGGCGCUGGAGGCCUUCGAGGAGAUCCCUGUGGAUGUCGGGGAGGCUGAGGCCUUCCUGCCUGGCUUCUCAGCAGAGGCCUGGAGCAACGGGCUCCCCUAUCCCAGCCAAGAGCACAGCCCCCAAGUCCUGGGGUCAGAAAUCAAGGUGAAGCCCCCAGCUCUGGAGACCGGCCCUGGGAUGUACUGUUACCAGCCCCCCUUGCAGCACCUGUACUGUCCCUCCCAGCCCCCCUUCCAUCAGUACUCACCAGGUGGUGGUGGUUACCCCAUUCCCUACCUGGGCUCUUCACACUAUCCGUACCAGCGGAUCGCACCUCAGGCCAGCACGGAUGGGCACCAGCCUCUCUUCCCCAAACCCAUCUACUCCUACAGCAUCCUCAUCUUCAUGGCCCUUAAGAACAGUAAAACGGGGAGCCUUCCUGUCAGCGAGAUCUACAAUUUCAUGACGGAGCACUUUCCCUACUUCAAGACGGCACCCGAUGGCUGGAAGAAUUCUGUCCGCCACAACCUCUCUCUCAACAAAUGUUUUGAGAAGGUAGAGAACAAAUCGGGAAGCUCCUCUCGCAAGGGCUGCCUGUGGGCCCUCAAUCCGGCUAAAAUCGACAAGAUGCAGGAGGAACUGCAGAAGUGGAAGAGGAAAGACCCUAUCGCCGUGCGCAAGAGCAUGGCCAAGCCGGAAGAGCUGGAUAGCCUCAUUGGAGAGAAGAGGGAGAAGCUGGGCUCCCCACUGCUGGGCUGCCCACCCCCUGGGCUGACCAGCUCAGGCCCCAUCCGGCCCCUGGCUCCUCCAGUUGGGCUCUCCCAGCCACUGCACUCCAUCCACCCAGCUCCGGGCCCCAUUCCCGGCAAGAACCCCCUGCAGGACCUACUUGGGGGACACGUGUCCUCCUGCUAUGGGCAGACAUACUCGCACCUCUCACCGGGCCUGCCCCCUCCCGGACCUCCACAGCCGCUGUUCCCGCAGCCGGAUGGGCACUUGGAGCUGCGGGCCCAGCCAGGCACACCCCAGGACUCGCCUCUGCCCGCCAACACCCCGCCCAGCCACAGUGCCAAGCUCCUGGCUGAGCCUUCCCCGGCCAGGACCAUGCAGGACCCUCUGCUCCCAGACGGAGACCUUGGCACUGACCUGGACGCCAUCAACCCCUCUCUCACCGACUUUGACUUCCAGGGAAACCUGUGGGAACAGCUGAAGGAUGACAGCUUGGCCCUUGACCCCUUGGUACUGGUGACCUCAUCUCCAACAUCCUCUUCAAUGCCACCACCUCCUCCCCCACCCCAUGGCUUCCCCCCAGGGCCUUGUCUGGCAGAGACAGGCAGCGGGGCCGGCGACUUGGGACCACCCGGCAGUGGGGCCUCCGGGGCACUGGGUGACCUGCACCUCACCACCCUCUACUCGGCCUUCAUGGAGCUGGAGCCCACACCCUCCGCGGCCCCUGCCGGCCCCUCUGUGUACCUCAGCCCCAGCUCCAAGCCCAUGGCCCUAGCCUGAGCCACGCCCAGCAGCCACUCUGGCCUCCAUCCGGCCUGGACAUCCCCGCUGGCCGCCCACAUGGGGCCCACCUUAAAGGUCAAGGAAGGAAAACCAGCCCUGUCCCCUAAGCCACCAAGCCAACUGAUUGUCAGCUGGCAGCUUGGGGGUGAAGAAGGUACCCCCCAAUGCCACCCCUCACACAUUUCUGCCAUCUGGGGAGCCAGCUCCUCACUCAGGAUCCCCAGAGACCGAGUGUCCAGGCGAGGAAAGAACACACCCUCCCUAGCUCACACUCAUCCACACCUACGUCCUGCAUAAUAUGUGUGCACACACACACAGUCAAAUCAAACCCACACGCACCCACAUACCUACUAUCCAGAAGAAUCAGAACUACAUCACCGAGAGUCUGACUCCACUUCUGACGUGACAGACAGCUGAGGGCCCAGGUCCUUGUGUGAGAUCCAAGACCACCUGGAAACCCUCUUCUGAUGUCCACAUGCUCUGCAGGCCUGGCCCCUUCUAACAUGUUCUCUCCCGGAAGGCCCCUGUAUUUAUUCUCCCAUCUUCAUCCCAGCAGCCUGUCAGGGAGGAGUCAUUGUACAGCCUCUCCCCAAGUUGUCUGUGGGUCCCCCAGGGGGCUGCUAUUCAGGGCACCCACCUGGCCAGGCUCCACCCAGCCUCAGUGUCUGCUCUGUCUGACCUCCCCCAGAAUGCCACACAGGAGAGGUAACGGCCACCCCAGGACCAAACUGAGCCCAGUUCUGGCACAAAGUGUUUGGAAAAGACCUUGCCCUCAGAAACUGCAGAGUGUCCUCUUCUCCCAGCCCUGGGCUCUGAAAGGGCCUCUCCAGGGCACGACAAUCUCACUCCUUCUCUGGAAGAACUUCAUGUAGUUUAGUUCCCAACUUACUAAUGACUUUCCACUGGCCCAGGCAGCCUGGGCAUUCAGGGAAGGAGAGCCUGACACAGGCUGGCAGGGAUGGGAAGGGGGUGUGUGUGGCGGCCGACACCCGCCUCUCUUUGACUGUUUGGCAGACCCACGAUGUAGCCCAGAGCUGGGGAUGUGGCCUAGUCAGCCACCAUGCCCUACUGGAGAGUCUAACCCCCACCGAGUGGGAGCUUCAGCCUACCCUGCACCCAGGGGUGACAGAAAUCCUCAGAGGUUGGCCUGGGCUUGGUUAGGCACAAGCAGAUCUCUAGACAGCCUGCAGUUUUCCCCUGACCUAGAACAAUAAAGCAAGUGCCUGUGGUCUUGGCUCCUGAGGCUUCAUUUCCAGAUUUCCCCUCCCUGGGC
Mustela erminea (ermine) is the source of this 3481-nucleotide messenger RNA. It is a transcript of the gene FOXN1, whose product is annotated as forkhead box N1. NCBI's taxonomy places the organism in Eukaryota, Metazoa, Chordata, Mammalia, Carnivora, Mustelidae. The record is from RefSeq and is a predicted model, not a curated record. The coding region runs from base 265 to 2205 and encodes 646 amino acids. The transcript is spliced from 9 exons. Gene Ontology annotation, biological process: regulation of transcription by RNA polymerase II. Gene Ontology annotation, molecular function: DNA-binding transcription factor activity, RNA polymerase II-specific; transcription cis-regulatory region binding.